This is a messenger RNA of Macadamia integrifolia, 1754 nucleotides long. Its product is annotated as WRKY transcription factor 23-like. The transcript has 3 exons. NCBI's taxonomy places the organism in Eukaryota, Viridiplantae, Streptophyta, Magnoliopsida, Proteales, Proteaceae. Gene Ontology annotation, molecular function: DNA-binding transcription factor activity; sequence-specific DNA binding. The coding region runs from base 180 to 1169 and encodes 329 amino acids. Gene Ontology annotation, biological process: regulation of DNA-templated transcription. The record is from RefSeq and is a predicted model, not a curated record.
UCUCUCUCUCAUUCCCAUUUUUAUUCCUCGUUUUCACACCUCAAAAAGCCAAACGGUAUCUUUCCCUCUUUCUCUCUCCCCAAGGCUAAGCUUACUUAGAUGCAGGAAGAGAUCGACCACAACUACGUAGCAGCAAGAGCAAAAGCAAGAUCAAGAGCAAUAGAGGAUAUAUAGAUGAGAUGGCGAAGAGAGAGGUGAUCAAGACUGAGAAUCCCAACCAAUUAGCUUCAAUCUUUCCCGAUCAUCAGUUACUCAGAGCCCCAGAUUGCCCUUUACCUGGUAGCAUCUUUGAUAUGUACGGCGAAGAUGAGAAAGGUGGGGUUGGGGUGUCCAUGGGCUACAUGGACUUACUGGGUGUCCAAGAUCUUAGUCCUUCCAUAUUCGAUCUGCUGCAGCAACACCACGAACAACCACCACUGAUGCCAUUGUCUCCACCACCUGUGGAAUCCUCUGAGGUAUUGAAUUUGCCUGCCACACCUAACUCCUCUACGAUAUCAUCAUCAUCUACCGAAGCUGGAAAUGAUGAACAGACCAAACCUGUGGAUCAGGAAGAACAGGAGAAGCCCAAGAAGCUGUCGAAACAACCUCAAAAGAAGAAUCAGAAACGGCAGAAAGAACCAAGAUUUGCGUUCAUGACAAAAAGCGAUCUUGAUCAUCUGGAAGAUGGAUACAGAUGGAGAAAGUACGGACAAAAAGCUGUGAAAAAUAGCCCUUUUCCAAGGAACUACUAUCGUUGCACCACUUUGUCAUGCGGAGUUAAGAAGAGAGUGGAGAGAUCUUCUGCUGAUCCUUCCAUUGUUGUAACUACGUACGAAGGCCAACACACACAUCAAAGCCCCGUCAUGCAUCGCGGAAGCUCUGCUGGAAUCCGUCCAGACUCCAUAGGCCUUGCCUCUACCGGUGCUACCGCCGCCUCCUUUCCUAUGCAGAUCACGGAAUCUCACUUCCAUCAUCUACAACAUCAUCAGCAGCAGCAGCAGCAGCAGCAGCAAUAUUUCUACAACUUUCCAGCUUCUUUUAGCUUCAACUGCACUAGUAACAGUACCAGUAUUCCAUCUGCUCAUCCUCUUGUACAGGGGAAACGUUUUUGCACUUCGCCAGCUUCUUUCCUAAAAGAUAAUGGGCUUCUUCAAGACAUCGUUCCUUCUGAAUAUACUACUGGCAUGUAGAUCUCUCUUACUACUGACUUAUAUAUCCUAGAUUAUGUUGUGAAAGAAGAAGAAGAAGAAGAAUCAUCCCCACCUCAAAGACCCCAAAACCUAUGUACACCAAUACUAUUAUCUUCCUUAGUUUAUCCAUCUAAUUACUUAAUGGGUCUUGUUAGUUUUCAUACUUGGAUUCUUUGUAUCUAGAGAUUAUUCAAAUUAGGGUUUUCUGUGCUACUUGCUUCCCUACCCUCCAUUCCUUCCAUUCAUUUUUUUGCUUUAUUUUGGAGUCUGAAGUUUGUAACGAAUGUGCACUGGGUCACUGACUUUGUUAUAUAUGGUCACUAUGGGUGGAGAGAGAGAUUAGGGUUAGAAGUUGUGGGUGGAGAUCCUGGAGGGAAGACCUGAUUCCGGGACUUGAAGGUGAGGAAAAUGGACUUGUAGGCUUCUAGAAUUCAAGAGCUACACCCUAUGAACAGUGGAUCCCGAAUGUGGGACUGCCCAUACGAGCUUGAGAUGUGCAGCGAGGGACAAGGGAAAAGACAAGAAACUUAUGAUAGAAGGCACUUUUUUUUUUCUCAAUAGAUUAUUAAUGGAUCUUCUUUCCUU